GGCGCGCAAUCAGCGUCCGUUUUCCGGCGCGCGGCCAGGGCGACCCCAGACAUGCGCAUGCUCCGGUGCGUCCCGGAGGUCGCCCGCGCCGGUGUUUAACUGCGUGUGGUGUGAAUUUAAGAGCAUCAUGUUAUGAAGAGAUGGGGGCUGCGGUGACUCGCGCAAUCAGGAAUUUCAACCUAGAGAACCGGGCAGAACGGGAAAUCAGCAGGAUGAAGCCCUCCGCCGCUCCCAGGCACCCCUCCACCAAGAACCUCCUGCGAGAGCAGAUGAGCAGCCAUCCAGAAAUUAAGGGAGAAAUUGCUAGAAAAGAUGACAAACUGCUGUCAUUACUAAAAGAUGUGUAUGUCGAUUCCAAAGAUCCCGUGUCUUUUGUGCAGGUAAAGGAUGCUGGAACACCUCAGAAGCCAAAGGAGUUCAGGUUGCCAAAAGACCAUCAUUCUGACAUGAUGAAUGUUGAGAACAUUCCCAAAGGCAAAAUUUCCAUUGUAGAGGCACUGACACUUCUCAAUAAUCAUAAACUUUAUCCAGACACAUGGACUGCUGAGAAAAUAGCUGAAGAAUACCAUCUAGAACAGCAAGAUGUAAAUUCCCUUCUCAAAUAUUUCGUUACUUUUGAAGUCAAAAUCUUACCCCCUGAAGGCAAGAAAGCAAUACAGUCAAAACGAAGAGAAUCUUGAAAUAACUUUUCUUUUAUGUACUCUGCAUCGCUGUACCCUGUUUAUUUUCUCAUUUUUAGCAUAUUAAAUUAUAUAAAUUACCAAAUGUGUUAAGCUCCCUCCUUGUGAGAGCAUGCUAUUUAUUGAGCUCUGCUGAAUUUUCAGGAUUGCUGUUAGAAUUAGUUUUGUUCUCUUUUAAACUUUAAUUUGGUUUAGGCAUAUGUUCUUAUGUAAUAUCAGCAUGACUAAUCAGCACAUGUAUAAAUUUAUUAUAAAUAAAAGAGUUAUCGUACUUUAGGCAAAUCAUAUCAUCA
Molecule: messenger RNA, 973 nt
Organism: Eubalaena glacialis (North Atlantic right whale)
Lineage: Eukaryota; Metazoa; Chordata; Mammalia; Artiodactyla; Balaenidae
Gene: NDUFAF4
Product: NADH:ubiquinone oxidoreductase complex assembly factor 4
Exons: 3
Coding region: 141-680 (179 amino acids)
Biological process (GO): mitochondrial respiratory chain complex I assembly
Cellular component (GO): mitochondrion
Source: RefSeq, a predicted model, not a curated record